Messenger RNA from Bradysia coprophila, 3861 nucleotides. Its product is annotated as luciferin 4-monooxygenase-like. NCBI's taxonomy places the organism in Eukaryota, Metazoa, Arthropoda, Insecta, Diptera, Sciaridae. Gene Ontology annotation, molecular function: CoA-ligase activity. The record is from RefSeq and is a predicted model, not a curated record.
UGACGGGACGCGGUCGUGGUCAGUUGAUAAGUUUGCUUGUUUGUGUUUCUCGUGAGAAAUUUGAUUCUAUUUUCAAUAUCAAUUGGCAUAGAAAAACGUCCAAUAAAAUGCAAUUCGAAAACAAUAUCAUACACAGACCGGAAACAUCCAAUUUGUACUGUGAGCAACCGUCCCUAGCUCAUUUGAUAAUUAAAAACCUAACGAGUGCUGGCGAUAAAACGUUGAUCGUUUGCGGUAUAACGGGAAAAGAGAUAUCGGCUAGAGAAUUGCUGAGUAAUAGCAUACAGAUAGCUAAAGCACUUACAGUGCACGGCAUUCGACAAGGAGACGUCGUGUCCAUUAUCUCGGAAAAUCGUUUUGAGUUUGUCUAUGCUUUGCUAGGUACGAUUUUUCUGAACUGUACCGUGGCGCCACUUAACCACACAUACAGCCAGAGAGAACUUGAGCACGCAUUGAAUUUAUCGAAACCGAAAUUCGUCUUCACCGGUGGCUCAACCGCUGAGCUCAUUGUGAAUAUUGCGGGUGAAUUGAAUUAUGUGAAAAAAAUUAUUUUAUUUGACGACAAUGGUCUACGACCAACAAACGGCUUGACGGUAAGCCUACAGGAUUUCACAAGCGAACAGUCACUCCGUAAUGUACAAUUCAAACCGUUACCAGUUAAUGUUGCGACCUCAACCUGUGUGAUAAUGUGCAGCAGUGGCACCACAGGACUACCAAAAGGUGUUCAAAUAUCUCAGUCAGGCAUCAUAGUCACAGCCCGUCAAUCGAAAGAGUUUCUCUACGGACCGUCCAAUGUCGGAGAUGCUGAUAUAGUCAUCCUUGGCCUGCUUCCAAUGUUUCACGUAUUUGGUGCGGCUGUUCUGAUUUGCACCAUUGUAACGUUGAGCGGAAAGAUUAUUAUGUUGCCGAAAUUCGAGGAGGUAACAUUUCUCGGAUGCAUCGAAAAGUAUCGGUGCUCAGUUGCGUUUCUCGUUCCACCACUGAUGGUAUUCCUGGCCAAGAAUUCUCUGGUCGACAAAUACGAUCUGAGCAGCUUAAGAUUCAUAAUGAGCGGAGCGGCUCCACUUUCAAAAGAACUGGAACAGUCCGUUAAAGAUCGAUUACAAAUUCCCAAUUUGGUUAUCAAACAAGGCUACGGAAUGACUGAACUAACCGUUAGUGUGCUAUCACAGAAAGAUUUUGUGAAAUCGGGCAGUGUGGGUGAUAUAAAUUCGGGCGCAUAUGUAAAGGUGUGUGAUGAUGCUGGUAACGCUCUCGGACCGAAUCAGGUCGGCGAACUUUGCUUCAAAGGCAGCACAAUGAUGAUUGGCUAUAUUGGUGACAAAGCGGCAACGAGCGCAAUGAUCGACAGUGAUGGUUGGUUACACACUGGAGACGUGGGAUACUACGACAACGACCUUCAAUUCUUCAUUGUCGAUAGAAUAAAAGAAUUGAUCAAAUGCAAAGGUUUUCAAGUGCCUCCAGCCGAAAUCGAGGCAUUACUGUUGACCCAUCCCAAAAUCAAAGAUUGCGGAGUGAUUGGUAAACCGGAUGAAAUGGCAGGUGAACUGCCUUUGGCGUUCAUUGUUAGGAACGACCCCAAUUUGACCAAGACAGAAAUACUGAAAUAUGUUUCUGACAAAGCAUCACCGGCAAAGCGGCUACAUGGUGGCGUUAUAUUUGUUGACGAAAUUCCGAAAAAUCCAUCGGGAAAAAUACUUAGAAGGCAACUACGAGAGCAACUGGCACAGUUGGAAAUGAAGUCAAAACUGUAACGCGAUUUAGGUGAUUGGUUUUCAAAUUAAUUAUUGUUACAACGACCACUGGGAACUUAAAUAUUAUGGGAGUUAAUCUCAACCAUAUAGAAAGUCUACAGUCAACUAAAUACAGAUCUACUAAUGAAACUCAGUAGAUGUGUCUUCGGCCACGGCCGGUAGUAUUAUGAUUUAUUGACGCAUUGUACAUGGUAUAUAUAGGCUGGAUCACAGGCUACUUGAUGCUUGACAAUUCAAUGGCAAACUGUGAUCACCACAGAUACUUCCCCCUUUGAAGAAAUUUUGUUGGUCCAAGUCGAUCGUCUGUGUCACGUGGAUCUGGGACGAGAUUUCACAGCAUGACCGUGAUUGUGUUUACACAGGGAUUUGAUGUGGUGGAUUGGUUGGAGCCAGUGAUGUUCGUGAUUGAGUGAUCUCCGAAGUUGUUUGUUUGUCGAGUUGUGUGUCCAAAACCAUUUGAAUGUUGGUAACCGGUGUAUGACUUGAGGUACUUUGAAAAUUUGAAUCUGUUUCAUAGCGGUAGGAUCCAUAAGAUUACCUAGUAGCUGUGAAGACAGUUGGUUUUUCGAAAUUUUUGUUACUUUGAAAUUUUGUGUCUGAUUAGAUUGGUGACAAUCUAAUAAGAUUUGAUUCGAAAAUUCAUAAUAUCGAAUUUUGGAUCUGUUUAAAUUUGGGUUUAAUUUUGAAACAGAUUAUGUCGAAAAUGGUUAAAUUUUGAACUUUAUUUCGGAUGAAGAUGGAUUUUCUCCGAUGUUGGAAGAUUGGUUAUGUUUCCAAUUCUUAAUAUAACUUUAAAUUUAUUCAGAUUAAGAGAUCGAACAACCUCAUAAUUUGGCGAAAUGACAUUGUCCACGGCUUUACCCGGAAAAGUGACAAGAGGUCAUCCAUUUAACUGCUAUUUUCACAGUUUUUAAUGGGCGAAAUAUGAAGCGUUGUUGUCUUAAGUCUGAUAGAUGGUGUUUGGUGCUUGUCUCAUUCUACGCGGAAUGUUAUUUGAAUAUCUAACAGCACGAAACAUUCCGGAAUAAUUUUAAUUUUUAAAUUUUUAGUCCAAUUGUUAUGGAGCUUUUUUACUGCCAAUUUAAUUUGCAGGAAUACGCACUGCACGAAAUGUACUUAUAUUGGAUGGUUAUAGCUGUCUGUGGUAGCAGACUUUAGGCAGUAUAUUUGUCAUGUACAUUUCGACUGAUAUUAUAUAUGUGACUCAUUGAACGGUUGUAUGUAUCGUUGUACGAUUCUACGAUCAAUGAGUUUUAACCUAUUGGCGCCGGGGCUUAGUGGUUUAAUAUCAGAUUUUGUAAUUCAGGUCAUUCGUGAACUUGAAAUUGUUAUGUGUCAAUUCAAGGGUGUUGAAUUUAUACACGAUGACUUUUUAUUUUUUAUGUUCUGUGAUGGUAAGAACUUGUGAAACUAAUUUACAUGGAAAAUGGAUGUGUUAUCGCACAGUGGAUAACUCAUUGGAUCAAUUUCCAUGUAUCAAGUAUUUUCGAUUACAACUUUAAGAAACAAAAAGUUUCAAUCCUCGACACGCUUCGGUUUUGCUUAAACGGUUCCGUCGUUUAUGAGUUAAUCACGAAAGAUUAUUCUCAAGACGGAUAGGCGUAGAGCUUAAUUUGCGAAACGCUGAGCCGGGUGAUUGGACAAAUUUAGAAUUAGCGAUUGUUGCAAAUCGUUCUAUAAUUGUAAUGAGGGAAUACUUGACUGUUUGAUGUUCGCCAGAAGAAUUUUUGGGAUAUUUUUUCCGAAAAAUUGUUUUUAAUUUUGAAGUGUUGAAUUAUUCGUUAAACUUUUUAAAGUUUGUACGGAAAACGAAAAGACCUUAUCUUCUUCACAUUGAUGCAACGCACCCAUUUUGAGGUGGACAUCCCAAUCGCGUCUUAUCGAGAUUGGUGGAAGUGUCGUUGAUAAGUUUCGAUGUAUCGUUUUACGUGAAUAAUUCUCAGGAAAUGGUUUCCUCUGAUCAAACGAUUUAGUUUCACUAAAGGUUGAUUUGUAAUUUUUAUGAAAUUGGUUGUUUAACCAUAUUUCUAGGCCAAAAAAUUUUAUUUUUGGUUGACUGUAGUUCUUGUAACUAGAUGUUAUAGUUAUGGUAGUUUGUCGACAACAU